AUGAGCAUCGCGUCGUCAUCACCGCAUGUCAUGGACAUGGCGACGAUAGACGACGCUGCAGCUGACGACGCAUACACAGCCGUCGAUGUCUGGAGCGAUGGCUUGCUCUCAGAAUCCGAGAGCCUCGGCCGGACGAUCGGUUUGCCGCCUGAUACCGACGACGGCAGGAGCGAGUGCGAUACGCACUGCCUGCUGUUCGGCCGCAGCUGCUCCCGCUAUCGGCGCCGGCUCUGGUUCUUCUCCGCUCUCUCGCCGGCUCUGCCUGGGGAUGACCGCAACGCUUCAGGCAGCGUCUGCCAGUUGCCGCCGCACUGCAAGUCGUGGCGCGGCGGUGAUGCGCGGAGUCGGCGCGAGAUUCCGCCGCAUGGCGCCGAUAGAAAGAGGGCAAGGCGGAGGUUGGAGGAAGCAGGGGGGAAGAUGGACGAGGAGGCGGAGGAAGCGGAAGAGGAGGGGGAGGAGAGGGAAAGGGGGGGAAAUGGAGAGGAGAGUGAUGGGAGGGAGACGCGGGUCAAACGGUGGAUGCGAGGGCCCGUGGGGCUGUAUGUCAGCGUGAUGGUGCUGCUCUUCCUCGCGCUAUUCAUCACCGCCUUCACCGCGUGCGGCCUCGUCGCCUGGUACCUCUCCCCCGCCGCCUCCGCGCCUCCGUGCGCCUCUCCCCCCUCCUCCUCCCCCUCUUCCUCCCCCUCCUCCUCCUACUCCGCCUCCGCCUCCGCAUCCGCCCCCCCCGCCAGCCCCCCCGACGCCUCCUUGCGCGAGCACCUGUUAAUCUCCCUGCAGAACGCGACAGUGGCGGCGCUUCUGCCGCCGCUGAACGCGCUGAACGGCAUGGCGGUGCUGCUCGCGCCCACUGCGCGCGACAUGGGGGGAAAGGCGGUGGCGAGGGGGAGAAGGGGCCGGGCGCGGGCGCUAGCACGGCUCAUGCGCAAGGUCGUCCCGCACAUGUAUCCUGCGUUUCUGGGAGCACCGUCACUGUCGGCCGUGGUGCUUCAGACAUACAACCGCUCUGUACCCACUCAGUUCGUGGGUUACUACCGUAACUGGACCGCUGACUCACUGCUAACCCAUUCCCCGCACUCGUCAUUUUCCUCUGAUAGCCUUCCGUACCGUACACGUGCGUCGCCCCCACUCUUCCCACCAUCCACUGACGUAGCAGCACCUCCUGACAAUACGCCUGGUGAUUCACCUGGUAACUCACCUGGUAACUCACCUGUUAACACGCCUGGCAACUCGCCUGGUAGCAACACAGGAACACCUGACAAUAUCACCGCUGGGAGCAACGCAUCUUCUUUGCCUCUCCCGUCUCUCCCUCUCCUCUCCGCCUCAUCGCUCUUCUUUGGACUCACCCCAUCAGUCGCCACUGCCACUGCCAGCACCACCACUGCCAUCACCACCCUCUCCGCCUUCCUCUCCCCCAUCAACCCCUACGACGGCCUCCCCAUCACCUCCCCACCCCCCGCUCCCACUGCCUUACCCCCGCUGCUGGCCCCCCACUCCCUCCGCACCUCUGUUCCGCCAAUCCCCUCCCCCGUCUGGCUACUUGCGCCCAACGCCUCCCCCUCUCUCCUCGUCGCCUCGCUGCUCCCCUUGGAGGCGUCCGCGUCCGCGCAACCUCCAGGGGCGUCCGCGGAGCCCUGGGCGGACGGUUACCUCGUGGCGUCAUCGCGCCUCUCCUACCAGCAAGAAUCCCCUGCGCCAGCUGAUUCAGCAGCAGCAUCACCUGCAGCAGAGGCAGCAGCGAGCAGCAGCGAUCCCCUGGUCCGCAACACCGCCCUCCUGCUCGCACAGCGAUGGGGGUGGGGUACCCAAUCGCAGAAGCAGCAACAGCAGCAAGGGCAGGGGGUAGCACAGACGCAGGCGCAGGCGCAGGGGCAGGGGCAGCAGCAGGAGGUGGCGCCAGUGCAUGAAGCAGCAGUGGUGUUGAAGGACUGGGUUGGGGGACAGGAAGGGCAGCAGGGGCAGCAGGGGCAGGAAGGUGGGGGAGCGGGGCAGGAAGCAGCAGCAAUAGGGGCGGUGGAGGACCGAGUCAUGUCUCUGGACGCCGUCCCUUUCAACGCCUCCUCAGGCCUCUCUCUCGUCGCCGUGCUGCUGCUGCCACUACCUUCCUCCUCUUCCUCCUCCCCAUCCUCUGUCUCUCACUUACUCAACUCCUCCUCUCCACCGCCCACCUCCUCCCCUUCCUCAUCCUCCUCCUCCCCCCCUGGCCUGUCCCAUGCCACAUCCAUCACCAUCCUCUCUAUCUCCCUCACCGCGCUCGCAUGCCUCCUCCUCUCCUCCCUCCUCCUCUGCUCCCUCCUCCCGCUACCCAUCUCCCUUGCUUUCCUGGGCUGCCUCCUGGCUGAUGGACAUCCUGCAGUGCCAUGUUGCGCACGCCAAUGCCACGAGCUGCGCACGCCGAUCGCGGGCAUCAUAGGGCUGAUGGACAUCCUGCAGUGCGACGACAACCAGUUUCGCCACGAGCUGCGCACACCGAUGGCGGGCAUCAUAGGGCUGAUGGACAUUCUGCAGUGCGACGACAACCUGACGGCGGACCAGCUGGACAUUGUCGCUCAGAUCCACCGCUGCGCCAUGGCGCUGCUCGGCAUCCUCAACAACAUCCUCGACCUCAGCAAGGUGGAGGCGGGGAAGUUGGAGCUAGCAGAGGAGCGGUUCAACCCGGCGCGGGAGCUGGAGGGCCUGGUGGACCUCUUUGCCAUGCAGUGCGCCUCCUCUGGCCUCGACAUUGCUCUCGACCUCGACGACGACCUGUCAACAGAAGUGAUCGGCGACGCGCCGCGAUUCCGGCAGAUAUUCGCCAACCUGCUGUCCAACGCUAUCAAGUUCACCCCUCAGGGAUGGAUCACCAUCCGCGGCUACACUCAGCAGCUCGGCGCCUACCGCUCUGCCGCUGAUUUAAUCCCCACUCCGCGCGCAUUCACGCAGCCUGAGGCGCCGCCUGAGUUUGGGUUUGACGCGGUGGGAGGCGGUGGUGGGGUGUGGCGGAAGGGCGGGGAGGGCAAGGUGCCUGCGUGCAGGUCAAUGGGUGCUGUGAGCGAGAGGAACGGUGGGAAGGGGUGGGGAGGGGUGGAGGAGGCGGAGGAGGAGGAGAGGGGAGGAGGGGCGGUGGGGUCGGAGAAAGUGGUGCUGCAUUUUGAAGUGGAAGACUCGGGUGUUGGUGCGUGUGGGCUGGGGUUGGCUGGUUGCUCCCCAAUUCCCUUCCGCUGUCUCCCCCUUCUUCCUUCCCAUAUCUCCCCUUAUAACCCCACCUCUCUCCCCUCUUCCAACCGUGCAUCGCGCCACCCUGCUCCGUGCAGCCACGGUGGCUCGGGCAUCGGGCUGAGCAUAGUAAAAGGCUUUGUGGAGCGAAUGGGCGGGUUCAUAGCCGUGGUUCCCAAGGACUCCCCCGGCACGCGCUUCGCCUUCCACCUCUGCUUCCAACGCCCCCCACCCGCCUCCCCUCAACUCCCCUCCUCCCCCCACGGCCUCUCCGGAAACCCGUUUCUCCCGAACGAGCAGUCGUUGUCGUUUCCCACCUCCCCGCCCACGCACUCGCUCAAUCCCACUCCUGCCUUUGACCCUCUCUCCGCCUCGCCGCCUCACGCCCACGCAUCGACCGCUGCACCAUCACAGUCGCCCCCACGAGUUGCAGCAGCAGCAGCAGCAGCAGCAGCAGCAGCACCACCGACGGCACGCCGUGGCUUCCCCUCACGGGCGUCCAGGCGGGCGUGUCUGGCCCCGCCGCCGGAGCUGCGAGGGGUGCGCGUGCUGCUGUGUGUGGAGGACGCAGUAGACGUGGCCGUGGUGGAGCGGUGGCUGGCACGGCACCGCGUGCGGUCGGGGAGAACAGAGAGCACCAAGGAGCUGCUCGUGGCGGUUAGAGACUGGGCGGCCAAGGCGAGUCUUAGGCACAAGCAGCAGCGGCAGCAGCCGUGGGCGCAGGGGCAGGGGCAGCAGCAGAGGUUGCAGUCUCAGGGGUCGAACCCGUUUGUGGAUACAAACGAUGGGUGCGAUCAGGUCGAGUCUGUGGCUGCUUGGAGUGCUGCUGCUGUUGCCACCGGUUCUGGUGCUGGUUCUACUGCCAAUGGUGGAGGGGAGGACGAACCUUGGCAGAAAGGGCUGGAGCAGCAGCAGGGGGGGGAUCAGGAGGAGGGGUUAGACGAGGAUGCAGAGGAGCGGCUGCUUGUGCUGUUAGAGAUUGAGAAGCUGCCAGGCAUGGCGCAGACGCCUCCCGACGUGCCCAAGGUGCGUGCCUUCCUCACAAAGCUGCGCUCCUUCCAACCCAGUGGCGUCGUCUUUGCCUGGGUCCUCACUCCCGCCGCCGCCCCCUCCCUCCGCUCCACCCUCCGCGGAUUCUCCGUCGUGAAGCCGCUUCAUCCGGGGAAGCUGCAGCGCGUGUUAGGGCUUAUGGUGCGGGGGUCGUCUGAGGGGGAUUCUGAGGGAGGGAUGGGUGUUGGGGACGGUGGGGAUGGGUUGGGGGGAGCGGGGAUGGCUGUGGAUGGGUCGGGGAUUCCGGUGCUGCGGCAGGAGUUGCUGGUGGCGCAGGGCACGGGGGUGCACCUGGCAGUGGAGGCGGCGCGUGCGGAGAAACUAGAGGCGGUGUGGGAGGAGCUGCAGCGCACGCACAGCACAGCGAGUACUGCCACUAACAGCAUUGCGAACAGCGGCCCGCUCGCCCAACCACCUACUGCUGCUGGUAUGGGUGGCACUGCAGCCAGUGCAGGUGCUGCUGGUGCGGGUACUGGUGGUGGUGGCGCUGGUGGGGGUGCUGCUGCUGGUGCUGGCGCUGCUGCAAGUGGUGGUAUGCAUGGUGCAUCAUCAACGUUCUCCCUGGCAGGCUCUGCAUCCAGCAACCAGGGUCCCACCAGCCACGCCAGCCACACCAGCCACGCCAGCCACGCCAGUCACAUGAGUCACAGCAGCAGCAUAACCAGCAGCACGCUCUCCCUCUCCCGCCGCAACAGCUCCGCGUCCUUCGGGUCCGGCCAGCUGGAGAUGCUGCUUGCCAGCGGCAUAGACCUCGCCCACGACCUCCCUCCCCGGCCCCACUGGCCCCCAGGCGCAGGGACCGGGCUGCGAGGCAGCGGGGGCAGCGUAGGAACCGGAGGAGCCGGAGGAACCGGAGGGAGUGGGUUGCAGCGAGGGGCGUCGUCUGUGGCAGCGCUCAUGUCCGGUGGGCUCAUGGAUGCCUCCCCCCGUCGGACUAGCUCCAUGUCGUCUCGCUCGCCGCCACGGGUCUCUCCUCCUCGCACGUUGAUGCCCAUCCCGCGCCUGUCCUCUACUCCGCAUGUUCCGCCGCUGCCUGCUGCGCGCGCGGGUCAUUUCGCCCCCGUGCCGUCUGGAGGGGGGUAUCCCCCGCCCGCCCGCCGCCUCAUGACUGCUCUCUCCACUCCGCUUGACUUUGCUGCUGCUCUUGGCCUUGCCGUCCCUCCCGCCCCUUCUGCUGCUGGUGCUGCUGGUGGUAUGGGCAUGGGUGCCCCUGCUGCUGCCGGUGGUGCUGGCUCUGCUGCUGGUGGUGGUGGUGCUGCUGCUGCUAUUGCAGCUGCCUUCCCUGCCCCCACCUCCCUCCCCCUCUCCCUUCUCCCCCCGAUCCCUCACUCUGCUACCUCCACCACCCCAUUCACCACUGCUGCCAACAGCAGCGGCAACAGUAUGGGCAUGGGCAUGGGGAUGGGUCUGGCUCCGCGCAGCUGGUCGGAAGAUACGCCGUAUUCGGACGGAUCCUCCUCUGCUGCUCUCUCUUCCUCCACAGCACGCUGCCCGCCCACCUCCCUCACUCGCACCAUGUCCAGUGCUGCAGCUAUCAGAGCCCAGCUCGGCGCCACCCUCGCUGCUGCCACAGCCACCCGCGAAGCCGCUGCUGCUGCUGCCGCUGCCGCCGCCGCAGCAGCAGCAGGAGGAGGAGGGGGUGGUGUGGGAGGAGGAGGAGGUGGUGUGGGAGGAGGAGGUGGAGGGGGGUUUCCGGAGAGUAGAGCGAGGGGGUUGGGGCCGAGUGCGAGUAUGAGCAGGGAGGGCAGUGGAAACAUGCUUCGCCCGGCGACCCACGCUGGGCUAUCAGGGCGGCCGCCGUUGGGGAGGCUACCAGCUCCUGGGUUGAGUCCACUGGGGCAGCGCAUCAGUGCCUCAUUCAAUGUGCGUAUGGUGGCUGCUGGUGUCAGUGCUGCUGUUGAAGCUGUUAAUGCAAGCGGCUCCAGGAAUCCCGGCGGCGGCGGUGGUGGUGGUGGUGGUGGUGGUGGUGGUGGUGGUGGUGGUGGUGGUGGUGGUGGUGGUGGUGGUGGUGGUGGUGGUGGUGGUGGUGGUGGUGGUGGUGGUGGUGGUGGUGGUGGUGGUGGUGGUGGUGGUGGUGGUGGUGGUGGUGGUGGUGGUGGUGGUGGUGGUGGUGGUGGUGGUGGUGGUGGUGGUGGUGGUGGUGGUGGUGGUGGUGGUGGUGGUGGUGGUGGUGGUGGUGGUGGUGGUGGUGGUGGUGGUGGUGGUGGUGGUGGUGGUGGUGGUGGUGGUGGUGGUGGUGGUGGUGGUGGUGGUGGUGGUGGUGGUGGUGGUGGUGGUGGUGGUGGUGUUGUUGGUGGUGCUGGUGGUGCUGGUGGUGGUUCUGGUGGGUUUGGUGUGGUGGGUGGUGCGAGAGCCGGAGAAGUAGCAGCGGGUACUGGCGUGAGUGGUGGUGGUGGCGGCGGCGGUGGUGGUGGUGGUGGUGCUGCUGCUGUGACAGCUCCUGCUGUAAAGUAUUUGAGUGCUGCUGAUCUGGCUAAUUCUGAUGAUGACGAUGAUGAUGAUGAUGAUGAUGAUGAUGAUGAUGCUGGUGCUGCUGGUGCUGCCGGGCGCAUGGGGAUGCUGCAGCGAGCAGAGGGCUCAGCAAGGGAUGCAGCACGGGGGGUGAGCGAAGUCAUGGUGGAAAUCAGCCAGUCUAAGGGCAGGGCGGAGGCAAGAGGGGAGAACAAGGAGAGAGGCGGCGGCAGCGAGGGAGAGAGAGCGGAAAGAGCAAACGAGGUGGUAAGGCCGUCAGUGCGAGACGCUGUGAGGCAUUUUGAGGAAGCGGUGAGGACGACUGCCGGCAGCAGCAGCAUCAGCAGCGGCGGCAGCAGCUCCUUUGGUGCUGCGAACACAGGCAGUGCCCGCAGGCCCAGCAGCAGCAGCGGCGGCAUUGGUGCUGGCAGUGGGAGGAUUGGCAGCGGCAGGGGGAGUGUGGGGGGUUUGUCGGCAAGGGGUGAAGAGAUGGGCAGUGCGCGAGGGGGUGAUAGGGAAUCUGUGGGCAUGGCAGAGGGGGGAAUGAGGAGACCGAGGACGAGUGAAGGAUGGGGGGAAAGAAGCCGAGUGGAGGUAGAGGAAGGGGGGGCACCGUGGAUCGAAGGAGGUGAGAGAGGAUUGAGAAAGGUACUGAGGGGUUCUGCAGAUGGGCUGGACGCAGAGAGGGGAGAGAUGGAGGAUGGUGAGAUGCGGCACGGGGAUAUGGGGGCCGAAAUUUUGGAGGUGGGUCGGGCAGGUGGCAUGGAGGGGGAAUCGCGGCGGGAGUUUGAGCACGAAGUGAGAUUCGACUCUCGUGCUCUGAUGCAGAGUGGCCCCCGCACGCUGCAGCGGCAGCAACUGCCAGGGUUCAGGGAAGGGCUGGGAGGACGGGUAGGGGGAGGGGGAGGGGGAGGGGGAAGCAGGAUUGGAGGGAGUUUCAGUGAGAGGAGAACUGGUGGAGGAAGCUUCAGGGAACGAGCGGGGGUUGGAACAGUGGGAGGGAGCUUCAGGGAAAGAGUAAGAGUUGGGGGGAGCUUCAAGGAGGGGGAAGGACAGGAAGGAAGCUUCAGGAAGCGAGUAGAAAUCGGUGGGAGUUUCAGGGAGAGAGCCAUGAGGAGUUUCAGAGAGAGAACGGCAAGCUUUAGAGAAAGAGAGGCAAGAUUAAGAGAAAGAGAGGAGGGCAGGAGCAGCGGCAGGGAAGACGGGGAAGGGGAAACGGUGCGAAUGAGCAGUGCCGAGUGCGUGGGGAGCAGCGGUUAUUAUGAGCAUGAUUCAGUCGCCAAGGAUAGCAGCAGGCGCUUCAGUCCCUUGGGUGGGAGUGGGAGUGAUGUGCGCAGCAGCAAUGACGCAGUUGAUGCAACAGCUGAUGGUGCAGUUGAUGGUUCUGCUGCUGCUGCUGCUGCUGCUGCACUGGAUGAUCUUGCUGCUGCGGCCGCCGCUGCUGCAUUUGGUCCUGCUGAUGAUGAUGAUCCCAUACCAGGACUAUUCUCUGACAGUAAUGGUGUAAAUAAUGUGACGAGACGACUGUCUUUUGAGAGGAGUCCGAGGCCAUUGCUGCGAGUGGGAGCAGCAGAGGAAGCAGGGGGGGUUGGUGGGGCGAUAGGAGCGGGUGAGGAGGGAUUGGUGAGUUUAGAACGGCUUCCAGAGCUGACUGCUGCUGCUGCUGCCGCAGCUGAGACUGUAGGGAAGGGGAAGAAGGUGCGUAAGGUGGUGAAGGGAGCAGCGGUUAGUGGCAAGGGAUUGACAGGGAGGGUGAAGGGGGUGAAAGGGGGGAAGAAGGGGAAGGAUGAUGAUGCUGGAAAGGAGGUAGAGAAGGUUAAGGGGAGAACUGUGGGGAAACCAAAGGGCAAGGGAUUGGGGAAGGGGGUGGGGAAAAGAGCAGCAGUAGGAGAUGAAUGUGGGGAGGGGGUGGGCGGAGUGAGUGGGUGCAAAGUGGUCAAGAAGGGUGCAGGUGUUUUGAAGAGAGUGGGGAGCAAAGGGGGUGGGAAGAAAGGCAGGGAGGGCGGAGGAGGUGAGGCUGAUGGGGAGGGUUCAGCUGGUGAGGGCGUGACCUGGACGGGCAAGUCUGAGGGCAAG
This is a messenger RNA of Closterium sp. Naga37s-1, 8769 nucleotides long. The record is from the annotation of a GenBank genome assembly. NCBI's taxonomy places the organism in Eukaryota, Viridiplantae, Streptophyta, Zygnematophyceae, Desmidiales, Closteriaceae.